Pseudophryne corroboree (corroboree frog) is the source of this 1211-nucleotide messenger RNA. Its product is annotated as carboxypeptidase O-like. Gene Ontology annotation, biological process: proteolysis. The record is from RefSeq and is a predicted model, not a curated record. The transcript is spliced from 10 exons. Bases 417 to 1211 code for a protein of 264 amino acids. Gene Ontology annotation, molecular function: metallocarboxypeptidase activity; zinc ion binding. NCBI's taxonomy places the organism in Eukaryota, Metazoa, Chordata, Amphibia, Anura, Myobatrachidae.
CUCGCGGACCGGCACCUGAUUUGAGCCAUACACGCUGCCGUCAGACUGAGGAGGCAGAGCGGGAGCAGCAGGCAGGAGAGGCGCGCGCUGCGCUCACCACACACCAACGAGAUCAAGUCCUAGAAAUUGUCCCACGGACGGCCAAACAAGCCUCAUAUCUGCAAGAGAUAACGAACGACUGGCUGCUGGAUUUGUGGAAGCCUCAAUCUCCGGAAGGAAUUCACCAAGGAAGCCGGGUCCAUGUCCGAAUCCCAUCUUCUUAUGUUAAACCAGUGAAGGAUAAGCUUCUCCAGAAUGACAUUCCAUAUACCGUACUGAUCAAUGAUGUGCAGCAGUCAAUAGACAAAACCAUAACUUCUAAGAAAAACACGAAGGCCGUGUCCUUGGAAAAUUAUGUCUAUACAGAGUAUCACCCAAUGGAUGAGAUCUAUGAUUGGAUGGAAGAGAUUAAGCUGAAGCAUAGUGACCUGGUGACAAAGCUUUACUUGGGAAGCACAUAUGAACGGCGAUCAAUAUACUACUUUAAGAUUGGAUGGCCGUCGGACAAGAAGAAGAAAAUCAUGUUUAUAGACUGCGGCUUUCAUGCCAGAGAAUGGGUCUCCGUGGCUUUCUGUCAGUGGUUUGUAAAGGAGAUUGUUACUAAACACCAGACUGAUGCUUUGCUCAACAAGGUCCUUAGAGAAGUAGACUUCUACGUUGUUCCUGUAUUUAACAUCGAUGGCUAUAUUUACUCAUGGACAACGGAGCGUCUGUGGAGAAAGAAUCGCGCCCCAUACGAAAAUGGCACCUGUUACGGAGUGGACCUGAAUCGGAAUUUUGAUGCGCAGUGGUGCAGUGCAGUAAUAGUGAGAUCAGGACUAUUUCAGAACUUGCCAUCUUUUGCUAUUGGCGCUUCUAGAAACUGCAACAGCUCCACCUUUUGCGGAUCAUCUGUAGCCUCAGAACCCGAGACUAAGGCACUGUCAGGCCUCAUAGAGCUGAUCAAGUCUGAUAUUCUCUUCUACCUGACCAUACAUUCCUAUGGAAAGAUGAUUCUCCUUCCCUACGGUUACACGCUCGAUCUAUCUAAGGACCAUGAACUGCUGGUAAGUGCUGACUGUAAUCUUAUUGUUAAUAGUCAUUCUCCAUGGAUGAGUUAUGGAGUGAUCAUUGGACCCAAAUCAUUGGGCAGCAACUUAAACUACAACAACUGGAUGAACAUACAGACCUGA